UUCUCCGGAGAGUUUUGUCCAAGAUGGCGUCAACGCAGUUAACGGAUGAGGAGCUUUUCUCCGAAUUAAAGCGCUUUGGUUUCACUCCAGGCCCGGUUACCGAAAACACUCGCCCGGUUUAUUUGAAAAAACUGAAGAAGCUUCGGGAGGAGCAACAGCAGCGGGGCUCUAGGGCGGGUAAAACCCGUAGCGGUGGGGCCAUCCACAGCACCGCUGGCGGAGGCAACACGGCGGGAUCCAGGCCAGCCAGCCAUGACGUCACGCACCUGAGCUCCAGCAGGAGACCGGGCAGGAAGCCCUCCGUCCUCGGCUUCAGCUCCGACGAGUCUGACGCUGAAACUCCGCUGAAAAGAAAAGGCCUCAAUCACAGCGGUAGGGCAGACCGAAGUUCCAGUUUCCCGCAACAGCUGAAGAUAAGGCCCGUUACGACGCAGACUGCAGCUACCAAGACUCAGUAUGGCGCUACGAGUACGGUAAAUAGCAACAAUUCUUCCCCGGGUCCGGGCGGGCAGAGAAGUGUCUCGCUGGGCUGGGGAGUCCGUGCCAGAUCCAGCCCUGAGGCUGAAGGGAGGGAUUGCGACGACUCUGGGGACGACGACGAUUAUGAGGGGGGAACGGAGAAGAACUCUCGCUCUUUAAAUGGCUGUGGGGCGUCUCACUUGAACGCUAGCAAGCUAGCUGGGGAUUACUCCGACUCCGAUGAGGAGGAGGUUGGGGGCCUUGGUGCCGGAGACAAACCGCGGGAUAGGUUGGAGCCUAGACGGAGCCACCCUAAAGCGGAGUUUCCUUCCCACGUAGUGGGCCGAGGGUCUCAGACGGGAGGGGCAGCCAGACAGGUCAACCCGCCGGAGAGUCUAAAUAUGGUGGGGGGCCGGAGGCAGGAGGGGGAGGAAGACGAGGUGAAGAGAAGGGACUCGGACCCAUCGGGAAUCUUUCGGAGCCACAACUUUCCCAGGAAGUCCAUCUACGUGUCCCUCGCCGAGAACCACGGAGGAGAGGCCGGGAAAAAUAACCACGUCGACGGCGAGGACGGAGCCCCCAGAAGCAGCAGCAGCAGCACUAGUAGGUUUGCCAUUGGGUUGAGACCGCGCUUCUCCAACUAUAGCAGCCUGUCCCAGACCUACAGGGGCAACCACUCCAAUCACACCGCCCCCAGUCCCAACCACUCGUAUAGCCAGGCAGUGCUGAAGCAGAAGCUGUCCGUUCCGGAGGAUGAGCUGCUCCAGCAGUUUAAAAGGGAGGAGGUGGCCUCCUCUGGUAGCUUCAGCGCUCACUACCUGUCCAUGUUCCUGCUCACGGCAGCCUGCCUCUUCUUUCUGCUGCUGGGCCUCAUGUACCUCAGGAUGAGGGGCACUGGAUCUUCGGAGGUGGAUGGAGUCAUUAAGAACCAUCCUUUUGGCAGCGAUUUUGACUCUUCUUAUGAAAAGGCGGAGAAGGACCUGAUCCUAAAGCUGCUGCUGAAUCUACAUGACCACCUGGCCCACGUCGCUGGCCAGCAUGACUGUGGCGACCAGCAGCAUCCCAACAGAAGUCUGUCCAUGGAUGAGGCCUCGGCGUACUUACUGGCUCAGAAUAAGGAGUUUAAAGGCUUCAUUCUUACUUCUCUGGAGUGGAUCAUCCGGACAGGCCAGGAUGUCGGGAUAAGGCUGACUGGUCAGGUAGCUGAUGAUCCAUUGACCGACGUGUCUGAGAUCUCUCAGCUGGAGUCCACGCAUCCCAAGAUGCCCUUCGUGUGCCGCUUCCGCCGAGCCUUCCUCACCGUCAUCAGCAGAGUCUUCCUGAUUGCAGCCGUGGUCGGCUGUGUGUGGAGUGGGGUCUGCUACAUGAAGUAUCGCUGGAGGAGAGAGGAGGAGGAGACCAGGCAGAUGUAUGACAUGGUGGAGAGGAUCAUCGAUGUGUUGAGGAGCCACAGUGAGGCUUGCCAAGAGAACCAGGACUUGCAGCCAUACCUGCCCAUCCCCCAUGUCAGAGACUCUCUGGUUCAGCCUCAGGACCGGAAGAAAAUGAAGAAGAUUUGGGAGCGGGCUGAAAGGUUCCUCUCAGCCAACGAGUCCAGGAUUCGAAAAGAGACCCAGAGGAUCGGUGGAGCAGACUUUCUGGUCUGGAGGUGGAUUCAGCCUUCUCUCAGUUGUGACAAGACCUCCUUGAUGCCCUCCAAAGUCUGGCAGGGAAAAGCUUUCCCGCUGGACCGCAGGAACUCGCCUCCCAACAGCCUGACGCCAUGUCUGAAGAUCAGAAACAUGUUUGACCCAGUCAUGGAGGUUGGGGAGAACUGGGAUCUAGCCAUCCACGAGGCCAUCCUGGAGAAGUGCAACGACAACGACGGCAUCGUCCACAUCGCCGUCGACAAGAACUCGCGAGAGGGCUGCGUCUAUGUCAAGUGUCUGUCUGCAGAGCACUCAGGGAGAGCCUUCAAGGCACUUCAUGGCUCCUGGUUUGAUGGUAAGCUGGUGACGGUGAAGUAUCUGCGUUUGGACCGCUACCACCAGCGCUUCCCGCAGGCCCAGGCCUGCAGCACCCCUCUGAAGGCCUCCGGGAGCACCACGAGCGCCACAAACACUACGCCCCGCCUGCAGCACCGAGGCGCCGCCAACUCGUCGGGCUUCUCGUGAGACGAGCGCCGGCGUUCUAGAUUUAGCGUUGUUCUCUGUGCCCCUCCCAGCAUGGCCGCGCCAGUCUGCUGCUGCUCCUUCACUGCUUCACAACGGGGAAGACUUGAGUCUGGGUCAAAGGGAGAGAGCUGGGUUUUCUUUUCUUUUUUUUGUUUGUUUUCUUUUUUUCAACGGAGGAUCGCAAGAGAAGUUGUUGAGCGGCGCGGCGUUUGUUUUCAAUAAUCUUUUGUAUUAAAAUGUCAUGGAUUUGAACAAGGAAGCGGAGCUCUUCUGGAAUAUUUAAGAUGUGUGCAGAGACUUCAUCCUCCCUCCUCUUCCGCAGUCUCACGCCAUGGAUGGAGUUGAUUUGGGCACCGUAUGGAAAUGGCUGCAUGUAUCAGAGUAUGCCUCGAUGUAAGCUCUCAAUGCGACACAGUGUGGGUGUUGAUUUCCCGGAAAUUUCGAUGUACUCCCUGUUAUUGUUGUUAUUAUUGUUAUUAUUAUUAUUAUUCUGAUGAUUAUUAUUUAGUCAAGUGAGGAAGGCAUGAACAGACUUGUAGAGGGCGUGCUGUAAAUACAUGUGAAUGGUGGCACAAGCUUUAUUACAUCCUCCGUAUUAAAAGCAAACCGUAAGCUCACAUUUUAUUAUUUUCCUCGCUGCUCACGUACCACAGACUCCAGCUGUAUCCCAGGCUCCACGAGGGGUCGCGACAGCACCGCUAACGCAGAACAGGGUAACAUUUUUGGUUCUAGCAUCCAGCAAGCGCUCCCACACUCUCGGCACUCUCGGCUUCGGAGCGUUAUAUAACGAGAAUCGGGGAGCGUACCUUUUUAACAGUCCCCCUGAAAGCUUUCCCCUCCAGAUUGUAAUCCAAUAUAUUCCCAAAUUAUUCUUCUUAUUAUUUCACGUUAUGUUUCAUUAUUCGCCUCCUUUUCAAGUCGGGUCGUUUUCACUGUGGGCGCAGCGUCCCCUCGUAUUUCCAAACCUGUGCUGAACAAGCGCAGCGGGUGUGGGGUCACCUCUCUGUGCACAAAGGCCAACCAGACCAGAGGAACACACACACACACACACACACACACACACACACACACACACACACACACACACACACACACACACACACACAGAGGGUUCAGGGUGGCUUGUGGUCCAGUUUACAGUCGGCUCGUCUUCCUUUUGGAGAGGCUGAUGUUCCCGCUCGUGAUCCACCCUGAUGCUGUCACUACUGCUCUGUCAACAUAUCAGCGUCCUGGGAUUAUGCUACCACUCUUUUUGUCACAAGGAGUACUGUGAGAAUGUUGUUGUUUUUUUAACACUCAAACCCAAAUAUUCCCACCCCCUUGUUAAGAAGACUCUACUGAAUUUAGGGAUUCCUGAUAGCCUGUGUUUUUAACAGCACCCUGUGUAUUCCAAAAAAACCUGCUAGAAAUCCAGGAGUUGCCAGACCUAAUUUCAGUAUUUUUUUAUUUAAUUUUUUUUAUGCAGUGAAUUAAAAGUUGGAUUCCGUAUUUGCAGUGUGAAAUUGUACAAAUGAUGCACAUUUCAAAUGUUCAAAACCUGCUGCAACAGUUCGCGGCAGGCAACCCAACUGUGCCUUAAAUUUGUGCUUUAUUUUUUUUUCUUAAGACUGGCACUGCAUUACUUGAGAAUGUUCUGGAUUUAAGAAAUGUUUUAACUGUUAAGGGGAGGAACAAGGCCUGCCAUAGAUGUAGUUUUGGUAGAGUUUGACAUCUUUCAGAUUUGGUAUUUUGUAGCAGUUUCCUUUGAUAUUAAACCAAAUGCUUCUCUAUUUAUUAUUAUUAUUUUAAAAAACAAAUCAGCUGUGGUGAUGUACUAUUUUAAUGUCACUAAACCUGUUACAUAUGUGUCAUAACUUUUUUUUUUUUUUUUUUUUCCCUGGGGGAUCGACCUUACAUCCGCUUCCAGACAAUUGUCAGGAUGUGUAAAAUGACAAAAUAAAGUGAACACUUUUCUGAAAUAAGCCAGUCGAUAGUGCGUCACUGUAAUCUAUUUUUGUACGUCUCCAGCAGAAUGGUCUCAGCCCACAACUGACUGGAAUGAGGAGGAAUGGAAAUGUUGGUGCGAUUGCGAUGGCACUUCUCCAGCCUUGUGCUUCACCUUUUUUUUUUUCUUCCUAUGAUGUAUUUUAUGUAAACACUGUACAUUGAUAUAACUGUCUAUUACAUGCAGCUUUAUUUCUAUUGCGUUGGCUGUUUGGAGUGACCAGUAUCCCUAACCUUCUAGCCAGAGGGAUAGGUGUACAAUAUACUACAGACAUUUAAGAAGAUCCAGACGUUUUAAUGUAAUUUGUCAAUUGUACAAAAAAACCCAGCUCAAAUUAAAGGUUUAUUAGGAGUUUUUAAAAUGGUUCUUGUUGUGCUGUUGUGUAAUGUACACACACGGGGCAGAAACAUUGUAGAAACGGCCUUCUGCCGUCUUCUGGGUUCGUAGCGGUUAUUCGUCUGUCGAGGCUGUUUUAGGUUUUUAAUUAAAAUCCCAAUUUUAAUUCUCAA
Molecule: messenger RNA, 5105 nt
Organism: Perca fluviatilis (European perch)
Lineage: Eukaryota; Metazoa; Chordata; Actinopteri; Perciformes; Percidae
Gene: lemd3
Product: LEM domain containing 3
Exons: 13
Coding region: 24-2612 (862 amino acids)
Biological process (GO): nuclear envelope organization; negative regulation of BMP signaling pathway
Cellular component (GO): nuclear inner membrane
Molecular function (GO): chromatin DNA binding
Source: RefSeq, a predicted model, not a curated record